CAUGCAACGUAUCUUAGCUGGAGCAGCACUUGGAUUUCUCUCCGGAGCGGCUGCGUACAAGGCAAUCUUUCGCACUCUUGAAUCUAGUGACGAGGAAACUGUGGUAAAAGAUUAUUCCAGUUUCUCUCUAGCAUACGGGCUACCAGAAUUCAACAGCGAUUUGUACCACUACAACAACCACGUGGUGCUCUAUGACAAUGCGAAGAAAGUGCCUGUGUGGGUGGCCGAACAUCUCACACUCGAUAAUCUGAGAGGCACAGCUACAAGGGAACAAUCUCAGUUUCAGUGUGAUGACUAUGUUCCUCGUCUGUUUCGUUCAUCAAAUGAUGACUAUUGGGAUAGUGGAUGGUCACGUGGUCACAUGGUUCCUGCUGGAGACAACAAACACAGCCAGGAGGCCAUGAACGAUACUUUCUAUCUAACAAACAUUGUACCUCAAGACAUUGACAAUAAUGCUUAUUUUUGGUGCAAACUAGAGCGGUACUGUCGUUCUUUGGCAAGAAGGUACAACUUUGUGGAAAUUGUAUCUGGUCCACUGUGGUUACCUUUGACAACAAAUGACGGGAGACGAUUCGUAAAAUAUGAUGUGAUAGGAAAAAAUGAUGUUGCCGUUCCAACCCAUCUCUUCAAGGUGGUAGUGGGAGAAAACGAUGAAGAAAUUGUUAUUGGAGCUUUUGUUGUUCCAAACAAGGACAUACCUGAUGAUAAACAACCAAUUGACUAUCAACGACCAAUUGAUGUAGUGGAGAAAAUGGUCGGUGCAAAAAUGUUUCCACGUUUAGAUAGGAGACAAACAGAGGAUUUGUGUGAAAGAGAUGGAUGCAAACAUCUUGACAGUCCAGAGUUUGAAUUAUCUCUUUUUCAAGGCAUAAUUGAAGGGGCAUACUCAUUGCCUAGGCUAGAAACAGUAUGGAGGAGAGUAAAAAAGAGCCAUCCAUGGUUAGUUGAGAAGUUAAAGGGUGCAUAUCUCAAUAAACGAAAACAAUUUCAACAAAAAUAGGUUGAUUUUGUACACGAGGUGUGUGUUAUCAUUCUGAGAAAGUUGCUUGUUGUGUUAUAUCGGUGUAGUUUUCUAGAACUUGUUGCUACAUUUUGUAGUUUAUCAAUAUGCUGAAAGCAUUUUACUUUAUAUGUGUGUAACAGCUGUAAUGUGAUGUAUGUGCCACAAUUUGCCAAUUGUAUUCAAUAAAUUAUUUUUAUAAAUGUU
This is a messenger RNA of Corticium candelabrum, 1207 nucleotides long. RefSeq names its product nuclease EXOG, mitochondrial-like. Gene Ontology annotation, cellular component: nucleus; mitochondrial inner membrane. Gene Ontology annotation, biological process: apoptotic DNA fragmentation. The record is from RefSeq and is a predicted model, not a curated record. Bases 2 to 1000 code for a protein of 332 amino acids. The transcript has a single exon. Gene Ontology annotation, molecular function: nucleic acid binding; single-stranded DNA endonuclease activity; RNA endonuclease activity. Lineage: Eukaryota; Metazoa; Porifera; Homoscleromorpha; Homosclerophorida; Plakinidae.